CUGAAUGCACAGUCGCAGAGUUGCAGGAAAGUGUUGGAGCUAAUCGGAGAAACUUGGUAUUGUUGGGACAGUUCGGAAGGUCCUCAUUGGAGAGGUGACUAUACCAGACAACUCCAAUUAACCGUCUCCGGCAGCAAAGGUUUCAAUCUGAAUUUUGGCAAAAUGAAUGCAUCUGACACGAUUUCGUUUUCCUCUUCGUUCGACUUCAGUAUGAGCGCAGGAAACUGCUCUCCGGAUGACACCCUUUAUCUUGACGAUCCUUAUUACGCAUCUUUCUACUUGUAUCAACCCAUCGAUAAGAUCAUGACGUUUUACAUCAUCCCGGUCAUCUCUGUCUUCGGUAUCCUGUCCAAUCUUGCUUUCAUCCUUGUGGUCUACAAAGUCCCCUUCAUGCGGUCUCCUACUAGUUGCUAUCUGGUACAACUGGCCGUGUCAGACACGAUCUUUCUUCUAGUUGCCGCGGUGGAGAAGAUCGUGCUGGUUUCCUCGACUCCGAUCCAGUUGGAUAUGUCGCCGAUUGGGUUCGUACCGGGCUGCAUUCUCCGGCCGGGCUUAUUGGACACCCCGUACUUCGCCUCCUUGUUCUUCAUCACAGCGGUGACAUUCGAUCGUUAUAUCGCAAUCUGCUGGCCGCUUAGGGUGCGCCUCCAAACCAAAACUCGCCGAGCAAAAGUCAGCUUGUUCUCUUGGUUGACAGCUAUCGUAUUCGCGGCUUGCCUGCUUCCAGCAUUCUACACCUUACUCUGCAUCGUGCCGCCCGAGUUUGAAACCUCGGAGUUCCCUCAACAGAUCCUAGCAUGUGAUACCUCGUUCGUUCCCAAGAUUUUCUACUACGUACGGUACGCUCUACAGACUCUGCCAUUCUUCGUCAGCCUGGUUAUCGACGUCGUCUUGUACGUCGCCAUCUUGCGCGCCAUACGCAGGCGCAAGAAGACAAUGCGGAGCGCGCUCACGCACUCCACUGCCCAAUCGCGACACGCGCGCAACGCGGUGGACAGGAUGGUUCUAGUGACUGGAGGAUUGUUCUUUCUUCUUCUCUCGCCAUUGGAGUGUUACUUUAUUGUGAUAUCUAUCUCAGAAAUAUUUGAUUAUUAUCCCCUGUCUGCAGAACAGGAAGCCAUUGUGAUUUGGGUUUUCCGCUUGUUGUCUUAUGUUAACUCCUCCAUUAAUCCUGUCGUGUAUAACAUCACAAACUCGCGCUACCGUGAGGCGUUUAAGAUGGUGUUUUGGCGCAAAACAUCAAAACCGGAAAAUUCGUCAACAAGUAUUUUCAACAUCCAACAUGCCGCCCAGCGUCAGGCAGAUCCGUCAACUUCAGUUACCAAUGCUUGA
Molecule: messenger RNA, 1332 nt
Organism: Patiria miniata (bat star)
Lineage: Eukaryota; Metazoa; Echinodermata; Asteroidea; Valvatida; Asterinidae
Product: thyrotropin-releasing hormone receptor-like
Exons: 1
Coding region: 163-1332 (389 amino acids)
Biological process (GO): G protein-coupled receptor signaling pathway
Cellular component (GO): plasma membrane
Molecular function (GO): G protein-coupled receptor activity
Source: RefSeq, a predicted model, not a curated record